Molecule: messenger RNA, 897 nt
Organism: Camelina sativa (false flax)
Lineage: Eukaryota; Viridiplantae; Streptophyta; Magnoliopsida; Brassicales; Brassicaceae
Product: ribonuclease 3
Biological process (GO): RNA catabolic process
Cellular component (GO): extracellular region
Molecular function (GO): RNA binding; ribonuclease T2 activity
Source: RefSeq, a predicted model, not a curated record
UAAUUCUUCUCUCAUCCAUCCUUAUUGGUUUUCCACAGCUUUGAUUCCCACAAAAGAUUUGAUUUUUCCACUUUUAAAUAUCUUGAGGAUAUGAAAUUCUUCAUGUGUAUUCUAGCGUUACAACAACUAUACGUGCAAAGUGUCGCCCAGGAUUUCGAUUUCUUCUACUUCGUGUUACAGUGGCCUGGAGCGUAUUGUGAUUCAAGACAUAGUUGUUGCUAUCCAAAAACCGGUAAACCAGCUGCGGAUUUUGGAAUUCACGGUCUAUGGCCUAACUACAAAACCGGUGGAUGGCCUCAAAACUGUAACCCUGACAGUCAAUUUGAUGAUUUACGGGUGUCUGAUCUGAUGAGCGAGUUACAAAGAGAAUGGCCAACUUUGUCGUGUCCGAGCAAUGAUGGUAUGAAGUUUUGGACACACGAGUGGGAGAAACAUGGCACAUGCGCAGAGUCCGAGCUUGACCAACAUGAUUACUUCGAAGCCGGUCUCAAACUCAAACAAAAAGCUAACCUCCUUCAUGCCCUAACCAAUGCUGGGAUUAAACCGGAUGAUAAAUUUUACGAAAUGAAAAAUAUUCAAAAUGCAAUCAAAGAAGCAACUGGAUUUGCUCCGGACAUAGAAUGUAAUAAAGACUCGUCACAUAAUAGCCAACUCUAUCAGGUUUAUCUAUGCGUUGAUACUUCGGCCUCCAAAUUCAUCAACUGUCCUGUUAUGCCACAUGGUCGAUGUGACUCUCGAGUUCAGUUUCCCAAGUUCUAAUAUUUACGGCUGAAUAUAAUUCUUUUUAUUUAUUUGCGAAAAACAUUAUAUCUGUUGGUUUUUAUUUUGUGUUUCUUACAACAUUUAAUUGUAAUAAAUAAUAUAUAAUUGGAUGGUACACUUGAUUUGCAUCGUUGA